AUGGCAUGCGCGGGCGACCAGGCCCUGAAAAUUAAGUGGGAUCGUUGGUGCUGUUACUAUUCCUUGGCGGAACCGCCAUUUCUUUUGUCGCGGGCCACCAGGAAGAUCGGAGCGCCUUCGGCCAUUUGGGGAACCGCAGCCUUCUCGUAUCCGGAGCGUCAGCCGCAGAGGCGCCAUGCCUCCUCUGCCCAUCAGCCAUCCGCCCAUUCCGCGGCCAAGACAGUCGCGGCACCCCCCUGCCUGGGGCAGCACUGCGUCUACGGCAUAGUAGCAUCCAAGGCUCCCCCAGCGCAUGCUGACGCGAGAAAGCUUGGGAAUGCCAAUAUCGGUGACAGAACACUCUCAGCUUCGGGACAUAAUGUGCGGUUUCUCGAUUCCUUCCGCAGCUACAGGCACGGGUUUUGGCCACGUGAAGGAGCUGUGAUGCUGCGGCCUGCUGGGGGUGCACUGCAUUGCAGCAUGCAGUAG
This is a messenger RNA of Gaeumannomyces tritici R3-111a-1, 468 nucleotides long. RefSeq lists its product as hypothetical. The transcript is spliced from 3 exons. Lineage: Eukaryota; Fungi; Ascomycota; Sordariomycetes; Magnaporthales; Magnaporthaceae. The record is from RefSeq and is a predicted model, not a curated record. The coding region runs from base 1 to 468 and encodes 155 amino acids.